Saccoglossus kowalevskii is the source of this 503-nucleotide messenger RNA. RefSeq lists its product as uncharacterized. Gene Ontology annotation, biological process: regulation of transcription by RNA polymerase II. Gene Ontology annotation, molecular function: RNA polymerase II cis-regulatory region sequence-specific DNA binding; DNA-binding transcription factor activity. The record is from RefSeq and is a predicted model, not a curated record. Lineage: Eukaryota; Metazoa; Hemichordata; Enteropneusta; Harrimaniidae.
AUGAUAGAGCGUCUGAUGGAAUAUAUGUAAAAGAAGAGCAGAUUUCAGAAAAUGAAAGUAAAAAAGAGAGUAUCCACCGUGACUUUCGCUGUGAUCAGUGCGAAUAUAGUGCUGUGUCAGCAACUCAGUUGAGUCAACAUCAGAGGUGUCACACAGGAGAUAGACCUUACAUCUGCGAUAUUUGCGGAUUUGCUUUCACACAGAAGGGUAACUUGACUCGUCACUAUAAAACUCACACCAAUGAAAAACCUUUUAAAUGUAGCGUAUGCCCAUAUGAAGCAAGACGACGAGAUGCACUGCUGGCUCAUAUGGUAACACAUACAGAGGACAAACGAUACGUCUGUGAAUUGUGUAGUACUGGGUAUAAGCAAAAAGCCUCGCUUCGAGAACACAUGAAGAAAUGUGGACACAGUAGUAUGACAUAUCAUAAAGGUCUGGCACUCUUUGACAAAGAGCACAAAAAGAGGAAAAGCAGCACUCCAAUGAGAAACCCUGGUGUGUAG